Messenger RNA from Marmota monax (woodchuck), 3927 nucleotides. Its product is annotated as keratin-associated protein 5-4-like. The coding region runs from base 13 to 447 and encodes 144 amino acids. Lineage: Eukaryota; Metazoa; Chordata; Mammalia; Rodentia; Sciuridae. The record is from RefSeq and is a predicted model, not a curated record. The transcript has 2 exons.
CCAGCAGCUGAGAUGGCGGUGGCGGCUCCGUGCUCUUGUGGCUGCACUGGCUCCAAAGGUUCCUGUGCUCUGGCAGCGACAGCAUUGGUUGCCAUCGGCGGCAGCUGUGUUAGCUGCAACAUUUGUGGCCUUGGAGUUUUCGGUGGCAUUGCCUCCGCCGGCGGUUCCUGGGGCGUGGGCUUUGGCUCUGGUGGCUCCGGUGCUGUUGGCGUUGGCGGCGUCUCCUGCAGCGGCUCCAUUGGCUCCUGUUGCGUUGGCAUUGGUGGCGGCGAAACUACAGCCGCUGUAGCUCAAGCGGAGGAGACAGAGGCGGUGGCAGAGGCAGCAUUGGCUGUGGCUUCAAAGUUAGCGUUGGCAGCUCCAGUGACAGCUAAAGCAGUGGCCCUUAGUACUGCUCCUGCUGCAUUGGUGGCGGCGGCACCCCUGUGGCUAUUCCUAUGCUUCUGACUCAUGAAGGCUUCUGUGGUAGUGGUGGCUUGGAAAAGGAAGCACACUAUUAGUUAGCUCAGGUGUUCCGCCUUUACUUCCAUUUUCGUUUCAGGAGGCGUGGUGGCACUCAGUUCAUAAUUUUGGGCCAAUAGUGUUGCUCCUUUUUCCAAACACUUAUUAGCAUAACCGUGAACCAAUGGCAUUGACCCACACACUGGCUGCAAGCUGCCCUGGUAUCUUCCAGGCAGGUCUUUGGCUGAGUGGGCAGAACCUGCUAUCAAGAGCUGCUUGGCUGCAGAGGUUUGUCACUUAGGAAGAAAACACUCGCCAGUACAAGCGGAAAAACUCUACUUUCACUACAGGGACGUUUUAGCAAGUGGCUGCUAACUUGCAGAAGAUCAUAGAUGAUCCCAAAGCUUUAAAAACAUUGACAUUUAAUUUGGUAAGUGGGAAACUAUAGAAAAAGGGUAAUAUUUUGCCAUAUUGAUGACAUCAACAAUUAAGAAUAUAGUUUAAUAACCCCUUCUGUAAUUUUGAUGUUGUUUUGGGAUCGAUGUUUGCUUUCAUCAUUACUUUUCUUAAGUAUAUUGGAACAUUGUCUGAUCAUGAGUAGACAUUUCCUAUGUCAUGAAUAUCCUCAUUCUUCCAAAAACACAUCUUUGACUAAAUUGUGGACAUUUAGGAAUUGUCAAGCCUGUAUGUUCAUUUGGCUUUUAGUUUGUAUGGCAACUUGACAUAUAUAUAAAAUUAAAGUCAUUUCAAAGCAACACUAUUACUAAAGCUUUCACGAGGUGAAAGGCAGGCGAUUCUAACUUUAAAAACUAGAGGCUGAUGGUUGUGGAAAUGGGUUAGGUAAUUGGAAAUGAUUGAAGAACAGCUCUCCAAAGGCUACUGAACAAAAACAUCACCCUUUAUACUCACUUUUCAAAUCACAAUACAGGUUUUUUUUUUUAGUGAGCAGAUAUUCCAAUAGUUUUUAUGUACUCAUAGAUUUUAAAUUGAAAGUCUGGAUGGCUGCAGAGCUACAGAAUCCUAGGGUAAUUGUGAGGAGAAGAGAUGAUGGUCAUGGCUGGAAAUAGAGAAGACCAGAUAUUCAAAAUUGACUCCUGAAAGUUUUAGCAAACAGUACUUUAAGGCGGAAUAACUGGCUCAUUUUAAAAUUAUGAAUUAAUCUUGUAAAGAGCCAAUCAGAAUGCCACAAACAAUUUAGGAUUUGGAUUACUAGCAUUUUGCUGUACACAAUGUAUAUUAGGUAAGCUGUCUUUUUUGUCUCUUGUGAAAAUUAAGUGGAAAAUGUGUGUGGCCAAAAAUGCUAAAUGACCAGUUAUAGUAAAUGUGAGCCUAGUGCUAAUUAACUUUCUGGCUCUUGCUUCUCAUUUAAUUUCAGAUAACUAGACUGUGUGAUAAGAGAAAAAAACAAUUUUCACUGAAAGAGUGAAUCUGAAUACAUUAUUUUUCUUUUGUUAAUAAGAGAACAUUUUCUUCAAGACAGAGUGCUAGGUUAACAAUUUGCCAAAUCCAUGGUUGGGAACUAUAUUCUCACUUCUACUGUGUUUCUAAUUUACCUGUGAUAUAAAUGUUCCUAUAUUAAUUUAUUAUACCAUUUCCAGAACACUUCUCUGAUUUUGGAUAUGGGUUGAAAUAAGCAUUUGAAGUUUUCACACUGGCUACUGUACUGUCUGUAUGUAAACAAGAAGAAUAAUGUAACACUCUCCCUCAUCUCCUUCUCCUAUCAAUUCAUAAGUUUACUACAGUCUAUUGUGAUGAUGAUUCUCCUCAACUUCUCCAUUUCCAGAACCUUAGCAGAACACUGUAAUCUGCAGAAAUUGGUCCCUCUGCUGACACUUGGCCAGUACCCAGCACUGUGUAUGUACCCUCUGUGGCUGUAAUCAGAGUAAUCCUUCUGCAGUUCUAAAAGGUCCCAAAGAUGUUUAUAGCUCUCCUUUCACAAACUCACACCCUUAAACAUACCUCAAAGCCCUCCCUGAUCAGACCUACCUUUAGAUCCCUGUGCACUUUGUCUCUGAUCGAGGGUCCCUUUAUGCCUUGGGAACCCAAGGCUCAGUGUGUUAAACGCGGCCAGGACCACAACCUGGAAGCUGCAGAUUCAACUCCAGUCUAGCUUCACAGCCCUUAUUGAUCUCCCCUGAGGCAGGCCCCCUGUCUCAUGGUUACAGUGCCUAGUGUAUGUCCAUGAGAAUACUUGCUUCACAUGAGAAUACUUGGUUCAAGUAAGAUAAAAAAUGAGUUGUCUAAGAUGAGAACUAUAUCUGAGAUAGCAGGGUUAUGAUGUGCUAUUUUACGUAUCUGUUAAAAUUUGUCCAUCUGGGCCAGCAAGACCCCCAGAUGAUAAAGUAUCAGCUUUUGUAAAAUAAAAUAUCAGCGUAUGUAAAAUAAAAUGCAUAGUUAAAACAACUGUAUUUAUUUGGAUUUUUAAAUUUUUUUUAUUAGUUUUGAUGAACCUUUGUUUUAUUUACCUAUUUAUAUGUGGUGCUGAGAAUUGAACCCAGUGCCUCAUAAAUGCUAGGCAAGCUACCACUGAGCCACAACCCCAGCCCUCAUUUGGCUUUUUUUUUUUUGUAAAAAUUAUAACACUAAAUUCAUACAAAUACAUAUUUAUAUGUAUAUGUAUAUACAUACACACACACUCACACACGCACACACAUACACACACACUGUCACCACACUGUAAAACAAAUUAAUAGUGCUAAGGUAAAUUGCAUCCCAUGGAUUACAUAUGUUUUAAAUUUUAUACUACAUUAGCCAUAAAAAUACAUCUAUUUAGUAUUUAAAUUAUUUUUAAUGCAUAAUUUAAAACAACAAAGGAAAAGCAGACAAAUAAAAUUGUCAGCUUUUGUUUUAAAAAUUUGCUUAGCUGUCACUUUCUGAACUUUUCUGUACCAGGUGUUUCAAAUCAUGUUAGAUUCAAAUAUUACAGUUGUGUGUUUCAUAUAACUUUCCUCUGAGUUACACCAUUCACAAUUCCAGAAUACAUUCUAUAAAUUUGAUUUUGCCCUUAAUAAUUUACUGUGCUGGAAGUUGUAUCAAAAUAAGUUAUAGAAGCCAAUUGACAUUUAUACUAUCAAAUAUGCCUCAUAUAUGAAAUAAAUAUGAUGGAUUUAUGAUUCUUAGAAAACAUACAAUUUUGUUAAAAGUUAAAAUUUAGUAUCCAGGAUUUUAUGCCAAUACUAAAACCUGUGAUCAAAAGCUCAUGUAACAAACCAUGUCAGAAUGAAAUAUUUGCCUGAAUAUUUUCAUAACUUCUUUAUGAAAAUGUAAACUGUACAUUUUCUAAAAUAGUGAGACAGGCAAAUUUUGUUUCCCCUAAUAUCCUUCAUAUUUUUAAAUAUAUGUAUUCAAAGACUUUUAAUGAAUUUUCAAUACUAUAUUUUCAUGUAAAGUGAAAAUGAGGAACAUACUCAGACUUAAUUUAAAUUAAUAAAUUAAUGAAAUAUGAACAAUUGCUGGAAUUUGUAAUAAUUCUUGUGAAACGCAUGU